AGAGAGAGAGAGAGAGAGCCGGGCUUACAGACAUCCAGAGACAAGCCAGGAGGAAGGAGAGGAAACCCCUCACACACACACACACACGGACAAGAGUCACAGCAGCUUGUGUGUGCUCACAACUGAUCUUUCCAGAUCUCCUUUCCCUAAAAUGUUUCAGUCUGUAGCAUUCGCUGCCAUCUUCGCAGUUUGCCUUGCUGAGGCGACGUUAACCUGCCCACCAAAAUGCCAGUGCCCGCAGGAGGUGCCCAGCUGUGCCCCAGGGGUCAGCCUGACUCUGGACGGCUGUGGAUGCUGCCGUGUUUGUGCCAAGCAGCUCAAUGAAGAUUGCAGCAAGCUGCAGCCUUGUGACCACACCAAGGGCUUACAGUGCAACUUCGGCGCCAGUCCCAUUGCUCAGCAGGGCAUCUGCAGAGCGCGGUCUGAAGGAAGACCUUGUGAGUACAACAGCAAAAUCUACCAGAAUGGGGAGAUCUUUCAACCAAACUGCAAGCAUCAGUGCACCUGUAUCGACGGAGCAGUGGGCUGCGUGCCACUGUGUCCACAGGAGCUCUCCCUGCCCAACAUGGGCUGCCCUAACCCCCAGCUGGUUAAGGUGUCAGGCCAGUGCUGUGAAAAAUGGGUCUGUGAUGGGAACAAGGCAGGAGCAGAGGCCCACGACACAGACGAACUCUUCAGCCAAGAGACAAUGGGCAAGUCCUGGCAAUCUGGGCCACUCCACAACAAUGGGCUGCUCUCCUUAAUUCGACAAGGCCUCAAGAGACUACCUGCCUGGAGUGCCAAAUGUUUUGUCCAGACAACGGAGUGGUCGCAGUGCUCCAGGACCUGUGGGACGGGCAUCUCCACAAGGGUCACCAAUGACAAUCCUGAGUGUAAGCUUCGAAAGGAGACCAGACUCUGUGACAUCCAUCCCUGCAAACAGGUCACCUUUCCCAAACUGAAGAAGGGAAAGAAGUGCUACAGGACCAGGAAAUCCCCUGCUGCUGUCCACUUCACCUAUGCUGGUUGUGCCAGUGUGAAGAAAUACCGUACCAAGUACUGUGGCUCCUGUGUCGAUGGGCGGUGUUGCACCCCUCAGCAGACCCGGACUGUCCAUGUUCGCUUCCGUUGUGACGAUGGAGAGACCUUCACCAAGAACAUGAUGAUGAUCCAAUCCUGUCGUUGCCAUUACAACUGCGCCCACCACAACGAGGCGUCCAAUCCUUACAUUAUGUUGCACAAUGACAUUCACAAAUUCCUAGAUUGACAUGCUGCGUAGCGAGAGGGGGCAGAGGAAAAAACCAAUUGGUGUGUGACUUAGGGAAAAAGGGAUGCAAGCAAAAGGGAGGAGGCCAUUCAGCUCCUACAACCACAAUGUGGAGGAGCCGGUGUUGGACUGGGGGCAGGACAGAGUCACACC
Messenger RNA from Chiloscyllium plagiosum (whitespotted bambooshark), 1399 nucleotides. RefSeq names its product cellular communication network factor 1 (gene ccn1). Gene Ontology annotation, molecular function: heparin binding; integrin binding. Lineage: Eukaryota; Metazoa; Chordata; Chondrichthyes; Orectolobiformes; Hemiscylliidae. Gene Ontology annotation, biological process: cell adhesion; positive regulation of cell migration; signal transduction. Gene Ontology annotation, cellular component: extracellular region. The record is from RefSeq and is a predicted model, not a curated record.